Pestalotiopsis fici W106-1 is the source of this 3081-nucleotide messenger RNA. RefSeq lists its product as uncharacterized. The record is from RefSeq and is a predicted model, not a curated record. The transcript has a single exon. The coding region runs from base 1 to 3081 and encodes 1026 amino acids. Lineage: Eukaryota; Fungi; Ascomycota; Sordariomycetes; Amphisphaeriales; Sporocadaceae.
AUGGCGUCCAACGCGGACCGAUUGGUCCUGGCCAACGCGAGCGCAAUCCAGACCACUGCUCCCAAUCUUGCAGAUCCCCUCUGCUUCAGUUUCGGGCCACGACAAACUAGCCCCUUUGGUACCGUCACUGCUGCAUUCUUUCACCAUGCCAAAGUCCGCCCCGCGGCCGUAGCUGCCCGGGACUACUCGCGGAAGUCGGUCCGAAACAUCACCUAUGGCGACCUGGCGUCGCGAGCCCGCCGGCUGGCAGUAAGCCUACGGACCUUGGGCGUUCGCCCGGGCGACCGCAUUCCGCUGGUUGUGAAGCGCAGCAUAGAGAUGCUAGUCGGAGUCAUUGCGAUUCUGUCUUGUGGCGCUCAAUAUGUGCCUCUUGAUGGCGGAGUGGUUCCUGACACCACUCUGCGUUUUGUCCUCAAGCAAAGCGGCGGCAGGAUCGCCCUUUGCCUGGCUUCCACAGAGUACCGUCUCACCAGCCUCGAGGGAAUGGAGUGCCAGCCCGUGGUGAUUGAAGAAGCAGACGCAGAGCUUGCAUCUGUUCAGGAAAGCUAUCCGUUUGAGGACAGCUUUGUUGAUCUCGCCAGCGAGGACCUUGGAUGUUAUGUGAUUUAUACUUCGGGCACGACUGGCACGCCCAAAGGCGUCGACGUCAAGCACGGCAAUGUGACCAACCUCAUCUGCCUAGCCCCAGGCAACCUUGGCAUCAAGCCGAGAACGCACGUUGCGUCCGUCCUCAACAUCAGCUUCGACAUGGGAGCGUGGGAGAUUCUUGCCAGUCUCUGCAAUGGCGGUACUCUGGUCAUGAGAGGUUCCGACUGGGACCAAGCCCUUCGCGAAGUGGAUGUUCUCAUCUGCACACCGAGCAUCCUAGCAAAGUACAACCCAGCCAUGUAUCCCCGGAUCAAGGUCGUUGCUACGGCUGGAGAGCCGAGUGGACAGAGGCUCGCUGACCUGUGGGCGACUCACGGCACUUACUACAACUGCUGCGGCCCCACCGAAACCACUAUUGUGAACACCAUGUGCGACCACAUUCCUGGGACUCCCCUAAAUAUUGGCAUCCCGACCCCGAACAACUCGGUGUACGUUCUCGACGAGGAUCUGAAUCCAGUACCUGUAGGCGAGCCCGGCAUCAUGUGGGGUGGCGGUUUGGGCAUCACCAGAGGCUACAUUGGUCUCCCAGAGGUCACUGCCGCCAAGUACAAGCCGGAUCCCUUUGCCAAUGACGGUAGCAUGAUGUAUAACACAGGCGACCUCGGUCGAUGGAGACCCGACGGUGUUCUAGAUAUUCUCGGCCGAGUCGAUGACCAAGUCAAGGUCAAAGGGUUCCGUGUCGAGCUCGAUGGCGUAUCGGCUUCCAUCAAUGGAUGCCCCGGUGUGACGCGCGCCGUUGCUCUAUUGAUUGGCGGCGAAAUUCAUGGGUUCUUGGAGCCUGCCUCGGUGAACCUCGAUGAGCUCAAGCAACAGCUUGCGACAAAACAGCCAUACUAUGCUCGUCCCAGCAAAUAUCACUUGCUGGACACACUGCCCGAGACUGCCAAUGGCAAGCUGGACAAGAAACUCCUCCGCUCCAUGGCCGAACUUUCGCAGUCGCACCAUGACUCAGAAAAGACAUUGGCGUCGAGUGCCUCUGGCAGUAAUAUCUCGACGUCCGGUUCGGAAACCUCUGCGGAUCUCAAGAAAGGCGUCAUUGAAACUGCCAUGGUUCUCAACGAAAAGGCCGAUCUCACUGCCGACAUCCCGGACAAGCUCCUGCAGAAGCCGUACAGAGGACUCAUAUAUCGCAUUUUCAUCGUGUACCGCUUCCUCUUCUCCGUCGUGGGACUCGGCAACAUUGGCGCUCUGGUUGCCAUCAUUGCUACAGGGACUGACAGGCAGUGGCUGGGCACCAUGACGGCCAUCAACCUUUGCCUUGCCGUCAUGAUCCGUCAAGACUUUGUCAUUAAUGCCCUGUAUACCAUCUGUUGUUCCGUUCCCACAUCAUGGCCUCUCUUCAUCCGCAAAAAGUGCGCCAAGAUCUAUCAUUUGGGUGGUGUGCAUUCGAGUGCUGCUGUAUGCGCCGGCAUGUGGCUGCUGGCUUCAAAUAUUGUCAGCGUCACUUGUCAAUUGGCGCCUGGCACUUGCGUCCAGGGGGAGAAGCCCCAGUCGCUGGCCGUGGCAAUCAUUGCAUGGAUCCUCACUGGCUUCUUCCUCUUCAUGUUUGUCUUUGCCUACCCCCCGAUCAGGAAGCGCAACCACGACGUUUUUGAAAAGGUGCACCGCUUCGUCGGCUGGACCAUGCUUGGGCUCUUCUGGGCGCAGUCAGUCCUCACCGCCAACGACACUAAGCGCGAGGGCGAGACACUGGGCGAUGCCGUGCUGCGGGCUCCUACUAUCUGGCUGCUCGUCGUUGCCACCUGCUGUAUUGCCAUGUCGUGGCUCUUCCUGCGCAAAGUCGAUGUCGAGUCCGAGGUGCUCUCGCCUCAUGCCGUCCGUCUACACUUUGGCUACACGGUCCCGGUCAAUGGUAGCUUCACUCGCAUCUCGAGGAAGCCCCUGAUGGAGUGGCAUUCUUUCGCCACCAUCCCGGCCCCCGAAGCCGUCAACGGCCGGCCCAAGGGCUACUCGCUCGUUGUCUCCAAUGCCGGCGACUGGACCAAGGACUGCAUCCAGAACCCACCGACCAAGCUCUGGGUUCGCAGCGUGCCGACCUGCGGCGUCAUGCGCAUCGCGACGCUCUUUGACCGCGUCGUCAUCAUCGCCACGGGCUCGGGCGUCGGCCCGCAGCUCGGCCACAUCCAAGCCGUCGUGUCGAACAAGAACAAGAACCCCAACAAGGUGACCAAGAUGAUCUGGUCCACGCCCAACCCGGAAAAGACGUUUGGCAAGCCCCUGCUCGACACCAUUUACGACAACAUUCCCGACGCCGUCAUCCACGACACCAAGGUCCUGGGCCGUCCCGACCUGGUCAAGAUGGGCUACAACCUGGCCCGCAGCUGCGACGCCGAGGCUGUCAUCAUCAUCGCCAAUGAAAAGAUUACCAAAAAGGUCGUCUAUGGCCUCGAGACUCGUGGCGUCAACGCCUAUGGUGCCAUUUGGGAUAGUUGA